Molecule: messenger RNA, 4734 nt
Organism: Thalassophryne amazonica
Lineage: Eukaryota; Metazoa; Chordata; Actinopteri; Batrachoidiformes; Batrachoididae
Gene: fmnl3
Product: formin-like 3
Exons: 26
Coding region: 334-3501 (1055 amino acids)
Biological process (GO): cell migration; regulation of cell shape; cortical actin cytoskeleton organization
Cellular component (GO): cytosol
Molecular function (GO): actin filament binding; small GTPase binding
Source: RefSeq, a predicted model, not a curated record
GAAUCAGGAUCGAACAGCAGUAAUGAAUGGAAACACGUCGCGGCCAAGAAAGUGGAACAGUAACAGUCGGUCGGAAUUUUCAAGUUGGCUGCUGUAAGUAAUGGAGUGGCCAGGAAGGACAGAAACGAGUCUUCUAAACUGAAAAGUGUUUUCUUAUUACUUUAGAAAAAGUUAGGGGAGAUGAAAGCUGAAUAAAUUAGCAAACGAGAGUAAAUGGCAUUUUGUGAGAGAGCAGGACCCUGUCAGAUUCACGUCGGCUCGGAGAAGUGGAUUAUUUGGAUUCGUAUAUUUUUGAAAUUGGAUUAUUUUGGAGUUUUUUGAUUGCAAGACACAAUGGGUAAUAUUGAAAGUGUGGACGGUCAGUCGGAGACCAAACAUCACAUCAUGCCUCUGAAGGUGCCCAUGCCCGACCCCAUGGAGCUGGAGGAAAAGUUCUCCAUCGUUCUCAAUUCUAUGAACCUUCCUCCAGACAAAGCCCGGCUGCUCAGACAGUAUGACAAUGAGAAGAAGUGGGACCUGAUCUGUGACCAGGAGAGGUUCCAAGUUAAGAAUCCGCCUCACACAUACAUCCAGAAGCUACGAAGUUACUUAGACCCUGGAGUCACACGAAAGAAGUUCCGCAGGCGGGUCCAGGAAUCUACUAAAGUCUUGCGGGAGCUGGAAAUAUCAUUAAGGACAAAUCACAUUGGGUGGGUCAGGGAGUUCCUCAAUGAUGAAAACCGAGGUCUUGAUGUCCUGGUGGAGUACCUCUCCUUUGCCCAGUGUGCUGUCAUGUUGGAUUUUGAGGGACUGGACAAUGGGGAGGAAAGCUUCUUGGAGAAGGCUAAAUCUUGGAGCAGGUCUAUAGAAGAUCUGCACCACAUGGGCACCCAACCCUUCUGCAACACCCUGGUGCGCUCUGCUCGCCAGUCUGUCUUCCGCUACGGUUCAGUUACGAACAGCAAAACCAUUAAGAACUCCCGUCUUGUGAGACAGAAAGAUGACGUGCAUGUGUGCAUCAUGUGCUUAAGAGCAAUCAUGAAUUAUCAGUAUGGCUUUAACAUGGUCAUGUCUCAUCCACACGCAGUCAAUGAGAUCGCUCUCAGCUUGAACAACAAGAACUCGAGGACAAAAGCAUUGGUCCUUGAGCUGCUGGCCGCUGUCUGUCUGGUCCGUGGAGGCCAUGAGAUCAUUCUAGCAGCAUUUACCAACUUCAAAGAGGUGUGUAAGGAAAAACACCGCUUCGAGAGACUGAUGGAAUACUUCUGUAGCGAGGAAGGAAACAUUGACUUUAUGGUUGCAUGCAUGCAGUUCAUCAACAUCGUGGUCCACUCUGUUGAGGACAUGAACUUCAGAGUUCAUCUUCAGUAUGAGUUCACCAAAUUGGAGCUGGAUGAUUACUUGGAGAAAUGUAAACACACGGAGAGUGACAAGCUGUCGGUGCAGAUUCAGGCCUACCUGGACAACGUGUUUGAUGUUGGUGGUCUACUGGAAGAUGCAGAGACCAAGAAUGCGGCCCUGGAAAAGGUGGAGGAGCUUGAGGAGCACCUGUCCCAUGUGACGGAGAGGCUGGUGGAGGUUGAGAAUGAAACGAUGAUGAAAGUGGCUGAUCUGGAAAAGCUGCUCCUUCAAAAGGAUAAAGACCUGCAAGCAAUCCGGGAGACAUACGAGUCAACAAACACCCAGGUCAACACCUUGAGGAAGAUGAUCAAGGAGAAGGAUGCCGCCUUUCAGAGGCACUUUAACAUAGAGAGGCGCCUACUGGAGCUUGAGCAGCAAGGCACCAUCCGUUUGCACAAGAAGCCUGAUGGAGACCUCACCAUUGAACCGCUCAGCGUGGGAGGGGGUUGUAUUGGAAUCCCACUUGGAGACAUUGGCCAGCUGGCUGCAGGUCUACCGCCAGAGCUGACAGGCGUAGAUAUGCGUUUGCCACCUGCCAGUGAGGCUCCUCCACCACCUCCUCCGCCACCUCCCCCGCCACCGCCUCUACCGCCGCCUGCUCCUUUAUUUUCAGGUCUGAGCGCACCAGUUCCUCCACCACCUCCACCUCUUGCUCCACCUCUGCCAGAGUCCAGUCCCUCAGUUAUCCUAAGCAUGGGCUUGUCGGCUAUCAGAAUCAAAAAGCCAAUCAAGACAAAAUUUCGUUUGCCCGUGUUUAACUGGACGGCCUUGAAGCCCAAUCAGAUCAAUGGCACUGUCUUCAAUGAAAUUGAUGACGAACGUGUACUAGAGGAGCUGGAUCUGGAGAAGUUUGAAGAGCUGUUUAAGACCAGAGCCCAGGGUCCCCUUGUGGAUCUUUCAUGCACUAAGAGCAAGGUAGCCCAGAAAGCAGCAAACAAAGUCACCCUUCUGGAUGCCAACCGUUCUAAGAACCUGGCCAUCACAUUGCGGAAGGCUAACAAGUCAACAGAAGAGAUCUGCAGAGCAAUAGAGAAAUUUGACCUGAAGGCUUUACCUGUUGACUUUGUGGAAUGUCUGAUACGCUUCCUGCCCACCGAGGCGGAGAUCAAAGUGCUUCGUCAGUAUGAGCGUGAGCGCCGACCACUGGAUCAGCUGGCAGAGGAAGAUCGCUUCAUGCUCCUUUUCAGCAAAAUUGAGAGACUUACUCAGAGAAUGAACAUCAUUACAUUUGUAGGGAACUUCACGGAGAAUGUCAGCAUGCUCACGCCACAACUCAACGCGAUCAUUGCCGCUUCUGGCUCAGUAAAAUCAUCACCGAAGCUGAAGAAAAUGCUUGAGAUCAUCUUAGCCUUGGGAAACUACAUGAACAGCAGCAAGAGAGGGUGUGUUUAUGGUUUCAAAUUACAAAGUCUUGAUCUGCUCCUGGACACCAAGUCUACAGACAGGAAAAUGACGCUGCUCCAUUACAUCGCACACAUUGUUAAAGAGAAAUACUCAGAACUGGCUAACUUCUACAAUGAACUGCAUUUUGUGGAUAAAGCUGCAGCAGUAUCUCUGGAAAAUGUGCUGCUGGAUGUUCGAGAGCUUGGGAAGGGCAUGGACUUGAUCAGGAGAGAGUGUAGUCUUCACGACCAUUCAGUCCUCAAGGGCUUCGUGCAGGCUAGUGAUGCACAGAUGGACAAGCUGCAGAAAGAUGCCAAGACAGCAGAGGAAGCUUUCAACAAUGUGGUGAACUAUUUUGGAGAGAGUGCCAAGACGACUCCACCCUCUGUGUUUUUCCCUGUGUUUGUACGCUUCAUCAAAGCCUACAAGGAUGCGGUGGAGGAAAAUGAACAGAGAAAAAAACAGGAGGAGGCAAUGAGAGAAAAGUUACUGGCUCAAAAGGCUAAACAGCAUGACCCCAAGGUCCAGGCCCAAAAGAAGAGGCAGCAGCAGCAAGAGCUGAUCGCUGAGCUGCGGAGGAAACAAGCCAAAGACCACCGGCCGGUGUACGAGGGCAAGGAUGGCACUAUCGAGGACAUCAUCACAGUACUGAAGAGCGUGCCGUUCACAGCCCGCACUGCUAAACGCGGCUCACGGUUCUUCUGUGAAGCCAACCUCUGUGAUGACGCCAACUGCUAGCCCUUCCCCCCUUAAAUGCCAAGGUUGUCCAGAUCUUCGAAACCAGCCUUUCCUGCGAGCUGACGCGUUGAUCCGCUGCGGCUGGAAGAGACCCUAAACCACUUAUUCAUCACUUAUACUCCCCUUCCCCACCAUAACCCUCUUCCCCCGCAUCCCCGAUGGUCAACCAUGAGGCUGCAGAUCACAGACUGAAAGGGAACAGAGGACAAUGGGCCUUAUAGCUGGGUAAUUUAUUUAUUUAUGGAGGCCCCCUUACAAUCACUUUAAGGGAACAGGCACCACGACAGAAGCACAUGGGGUUCCUCCUUCCUCCUCCGAACACAGCCUGAGGAACUGCACCACUCAGAGGAUGGCUACAGACAGCGAGACAGAGAGGAGGACUGGUGGACCACGAGCAGGAAGGUCCAACACGCGCCUGCCAACAUGUGGAUCUUAUUCUCAUUGCCAUUGCUUUUCUUGGAUUAUGUAAUCCCAGCAGGAUUUAGACUGAGAGGCAGCCAGAAAAGAUGCAGCCUCUGCUUGCCGGGAUGUUUGCCUUGAAAUGUCAGAAAAAAAAAAAAAAAAUUGUACUAAUGAGACUGUUGUGGAUGGUUUUCUUGUAUGAGGCCAAGUCUUUACAUGUUAAAUCAAGAUACCUACAAUUUUACAUUUUAUUUCAAUUGUGCAUAUCUUGGAGGAAAAUCCCAUGAGGCUUCACGUCCUUCGCACAAGCUAGUCAAACCAAACUGUCCCAAGUUUUACUUAAGUGCCUUUUGUGUAAACAGUGUUAUUUCUUGUGAAUCAGCCAUAAUUUGAUUUACAAGUUUCCUUGUUAAAAAAAAAAAAUUAUGCAAAUGUCAUAAUUCCUACUACGACAGGGUAAGGGGACAAAAGGAAAAAAAAAAAGAACUUUUGAAAAUGUCUUUUUAUGUGAUGUUGAAUGUCUUAAAGGGGUCGUAUUGUUUUAUUUGCCUUUUACACUUUCAUAUGGAUGGUUUUAUUGUGAAAAUGUCACAAUUUUAUAUUUGUGCAUGCUGCUCCAAGCAAAACAGAGUACUGACCCGACAUGUUUGACACAUCUGUGACCACCCGCCUAAGUGCUCUGUGAGCUGUGCCCACUGAGACACUCUAUGCUGCCAUGUGGGAGACACUGAAAUCUUCAUAAAUUCUCUGGUAAAGGGCUUGUUUAUAUACUACGAAAUGAGGACAAGUGAAGCCACAGCAUAAUCAUCUUGUUACCACCACAGAUAGUAA